Molecule: messenger RNA, 1719 nt
Organism: Pseudomassariella vexata
Lineage: Eukaryota; Fungi; Ascomycota; Sordariomycetes; Amphisphaeriales; Pseudomassariaceae
Exons: 3
Coding region: 1-1719 (572 amino acids)
Source: RefSeq, a predicted model, not a curated record
AUGUCUGGAAUCGAAGCCGUGGGCCUGGUCCUCGGCCUCUGGCCCAUUGUAAUGAACUUGGUUGAAGCUUACAAGGCGGGAAGAGGAGGCUCAUCUGUCAAGGCGCUUCGAAUGAGCAUCGUUGUUCAGGAGAAGAUAUUCAAGCAAUCGAUCCAGAAGCUUCUCCAAGGCGACGAGAAGCUUUCCGACAAGGACAAGGUAGGGCUCGUCAACGGCGACGAUGCCUUUGCGGCCAUCUGGACUCAAACCGAGUUCAUCAAUCGGCUCAAGAAAAGACUCGAUGAUGAGAUGUUCGAGAUCCUGAACUAUAAGGCCGAAGAGAUCUUCAAGAUUUUAAAGAGCUUGAAAAAGAAAAUUGAGAAAAAAGAUGGAGAGUCUGAAAGCCUCAAAGCUCUUCGCCUCGGACUGCAAAACAGCGAAGUAAAGAAGAACCUAGCAGAGCUGAAAGAACAUGUGAGCGGACUUCGCACAGUACUGGAGGCUAGCCCGAACACGACAUAUGUACCGCAACAGAAAGCUGCACUUUCGCCUAGACCCGGUCAUCAACGAAAGACAUCAGGGGCUCUUAGGAAGAAAGUCUUUGACGACUUCCACGAGGCCCUUCGAUCAAGUUUCAACUGCCAAUGUGGACGGCCUCACGAAGCGAGUCUGCGCAUAUCGGAUACUCUAGAACUGGUCUUUCCGGACGACCAUGCGAGCAGAACAAUGUCAGUAGGUGCUGGCGCGCGGCCACGGUCCAUGACUCUAGGCAGCCAAGUGAGCGCCACCCUCCAUACGGAUGUCGAAGAAGUUGAGAAUAGCAGUGACAUUUUCCGCACCACCUGGUCAAGAUCAAGCCCUUGCAGCGAAUCCAGCGCCGCGUCGGAACAUCGUGCCGUCUCGAUCAUCUUCAACGAGAGUCAUGGGGUACGAAAUCUCAUCCAGAUAAGCGACCUGUGCCAAUGGGUCAGGGGCCUGCGCGAGUCACCCCCGAGCUCGCCCCGGAAUGACUACCACGGUGUCCUGGGUCCUGACGGUAAACGCUACACUGUGGCACCAAGGCCUCAUACUGGUAUCAGCCCGCCGACCGUCAUGUCGAUGGAUGAUUGUUUGAGCAGCUGCGAUGGUGCGGGCUUGACUCGACGAGUUCGGUUGGACUUGGCUUUGAAUCUGGCUUCGGCUAUUGAGCGAUUUCACCCCACAUCCUGGAUCGACAUGACGUGGACAUGGAGAAACUUCUCAAUGAUUCGAGAGGAUACGGCCCAUCGUCUCUGUAUUACGAAGCGCUUCUGGUCGCUCGAGGCAAGAAGGCAGACUGCCGUGGCCGCUCCUGCUUCCAAGUUCUGGCGAACCUUGCGCCACAUGGACCCAAUGCUUAUUAGGCUCGGGUUUGCGCUUAUUGAACUGGCGAUGGGGAAAAGGUUAUCUGACCUUCGGGCAAAAAUGAGCGGCGAGGACGAGCCUGCUGAACCAGAAAGCGAAUGGAUGAAGGACCUCGAAGACUGGAAUACGGCGAACGACCUUGUCGAACAGAACAUCAUUCAAGAUGAGGUCAGUCUCACAUACCAGCAGAUUGUGGCGAGAUGUUUGAAAUGCGAGAUUCUUGAAGACACUGGGGUGAAGUUAUUAAGAUCGGGCUCACAAAACUUCGGGGACGAACUCGACACGUUUAUUGUUGGACCACUUCGACAAUAUCACGCAGACACUUGGGGAGUUGUUAGUCAGAUGGCUGCUUUUUGA